Messenger RNA from Calliphora vicina (urban bluebottle blowfly), 2853 nucleotides. Its product is annotated as endoplasmic reticulum metallopeptidase 1-like. NCBI's taxonomy places the organism in Eukaryota, Metazoa, Arthropoda, Insecta, Diptera, Calliphoridae. Gene Ontology annotation, biological process: proteolysis. The coding region runs from base 157 to 2730 and encodes 857 amino acids. Gene Ontology annotation, molecular function: metalloexopeptidase activity. The transcript is spliced from 12 exons. The record is from RefSeq and is a predicted model, not a curated record.
CCGAGACGAGUGGACGUAAAAUAGAAGGAAAAACGUUUUUGCUAAAUUUUUGUCAUUAAACUCCAAAGGAAAUAACAAUCAACGUAAUCUUUUUCAACAAAUAUCUAAAAGUCAAUUAAUAAAGAAGAACUUGGUGAAGUUUUGUUGGACACAGACAUGGCUUCGGCUAAGGAGAACAGCAGUAGAGUGGGCUGGUAUUAUGCACCAGCAUUUCUACUAUUUUGGUUUGUGUUAUUCUUUGCUGUGGUGCUGCCAGUAUUCUAUCAUUUGCCCAAUGGUUUGACCGUGGAGGGUGAACAACAAAAUCCGGGCAAAUUUAUUGGCGAAAGAGCUGAACGUAUAUUGUUUGAUUUUGAUAGGAUUGGACCUAAGGUGACGGGUAGUCAUGCUAAUGAAAACCUAACCGUACAACUGUUGCAUGAUGAAGUGGAAAAAAUUCGCAGAGUCAUGCAUCAUGAUCUUUACGAAAUGGAGGUAGAUGUUCAGGUGGUAUCGGGUGCCUAUAUGCAUUGGUCCAUGGUGAAUAUGUAUCGGAGUUUGCAAAAUUUUGUGGUGAAAUUAAGUAGCAAAAAUUCAACGUCUCAAAAUUAUCUCUUAAUAAACAGUCAUUUCGAUUCGAAGCCAGGAAGUCCAGGUUCUGGUGAUGAUGGCGCCAUGGUUGUGGUCAUGUUGGAGAUUUUACGUGUAAUAGCCACCAACCGUGAGACUUUCAAGCAUCCCAUAAUAUUUCUAUUCAAUGGUGCUGAAGAAAAUCCCUUACAAGCUUCUCAUGGUUUUAUCACCCAGCAUAAAUGGGCCAAAAAUUGCAGAGCUUUAAUAAAUUUAGAUUCAGCUGGCAGUGGUCAUCGAGAAAUUCUGUUUCAAUCUGGUCCCAAUCAUCCCUGGCUAAUGAAGUACUACAACAAACAUGCUGUAAAACCCUAUGCUACAUCGGUGGGUGAGGAACUAUUUCAGGCUAAUGUUAUUCCCUCGGAUACAGAUUUUAGAAUAUUCCGUGAUUAUGGUCAAGUGCCUGGUUUGGAUUUCGCUCAUUUCUAUAAUGGCUAUGUGUAUCAUACAAAAUUCGAUAAAUAUGAUGUUAUACCCCGAGGAACUCUGCAGUCGACUGGUAAUAAUAUUUUAAGUCUGUCCAAAGCUUUGGCAAAUGCACCGGAAAUGGAAGAUACCCAGAAACAUGCGGAAGGUCAUUCGGUGUUUUAUGAUUUCCUGGGUCUCUUCUUUGUUAACUAUACCGAAACUCAAGGCAAAAUUAUCAAUACCUGUGUGUCUUUAAUCGUGCUGAUAGCAGUGGGCGUUUCUCUGUGGUUAAUGGCUGCCAGUUCUUUCAUUUCCAUUGGUAGACUACUGAGAACCUAUGCUUUUAUAUUAAUAUUACAUAUAGUGGGUCUGGUAUUGGCUCUGGGUUUACCCAUAUUGAUGGCGCUUAUGUUCGAUGGCGGUGAUCGUUCGAUGACUUGGUUUACCAGCAAAUGGUUGGUUUUCGGUUUAUAUAUCUGUCCCUCACUUUUUGGUUUGGCCCUACCAAGUCUAUUGUAUAUCAGUUUCUCACGUAAUGAUAAAUUACGGAAAAUGUUUAAAAUACAAUUAAUUCUGCAUGCCCAUGCUUUAGUAAUGUCACUUAUUUGCAUUGUGGCCACAUUUAUGGGUUUGCGCAGCUCGUAUAUGUUCAUGAUACCAUUGUUCUUUUAUGGUCUAGCUUUAAUUUUGAAUCUCAUUACUACAUUACAUAGACGGGGCAUUUACUGGUGUAUAUUGAUCAUAUUAAGUCAAAUUUUGCCUUUCCUUUAUGCUGCCUACAUUUUCCUGAUUUUAAAUAGUACUUUAAUGCCCAUGACUGGCCGUUCUGGUUCCGCCACCAAUCCAGAUUUGAUGAUUAGUGCGAUAUGUGGCCUAGGCAUCAUAUUAAGCAUGGGUUUUGUGAUGCCAUUGUGGAAUAUGUUCCGUCGUUCGAAGCUUUUGCUGUUAUCCUUGUUGUUGAUAACAUUUAUUUUUGCCAUGAUUGCUAUAACGCCAGUGGGAUUCCCCUACAGACCCAAGACAAAUGUGGGCAGAGUGAAUUUUUUGAAUGUACGUCGUGUAUUUUACGAAUACGACGGCUCUGUAAGUCGCAAUGAGUCUGGUUAUUACUUUGAUUUCCAAGACCGUCGCAUGCAGUUUCCCAUUGAGGAAACAAUUGAUCUUAGAAAUAUGGAAACAGUGUCUGAAGAUUGUGAUGACUACAUGAUGUGUGGUUUGCCACUAUUCAAUCAUCGUAUGGUUAAGUCACGCCAGCAAGGUAAAUGGCUGCCAACAAAAGAACCAGCCGAAAUGCCUGCAACUCCUACAUUAACACUAUUAAACAAAACUUUCAAUGUCAACAAUAAUACCGCACGUUUUGAAUUCGAAUUAAGUGGACCACCACACAUGAGCAUAUUUUUAUUGCCCAUGGAAGGGGUAACAGUCUUAGAUUGGCCAUUCCUAAAGAAAUUGCUGCAAGAACCACAAGAAUAUCAGCCACCUUAUCAUAUUUAUCUCACCUAUGGUAAAUUACCAACACCAUUAAAAUUCUAUUUUGAUUUUAAGUUAACCGAUAAAACUAUUGAUAAACCUUUAUUCGAAUUGGGCAUAUCUGGCCAUUACGUCAGUAAUGAGUAUAAACGUGGCAAACACGCGCAAGAAUUUAUCAAACAAUUUCCCGACUAUAUCUUUGUUAUGGAAUGGCCAAGUUCCUAUGAGCGUUAUGUAUUUUAGGCUUAGCAACAAAACAAAACUUGCCUGUAAUUUAAUUUUAACAGUUUUACUUAAAAUGUCUGUAAUUUAUAUUAUUUUUACAAGCAAAAACUUUACGAUAAUAAAUAUUUAGUUUUAAUUUUU